Xenopus laevis (African clawed frog) is the source of this 2607-nucleotide messenger RNA. RefSeq names its product anoctamin 10 like L homeolog (gene ano10l.L). The transcript is spliced from 14 exons. Gene Ontology annotation, cellular component: membrane; plasma membrane. NCBI's taxonomy places the organism in Eukaryota, Metazoa, Chordata, Amphibia, Anura, Pipidae. Bases 321 to 2237 code for a protein of 638 amino acids. Gene Ontology annotation, molecular function: chloride channel activity. Gene Ontology annotation, biological process: chloride transmembrane transport. The record is from RefSeq and is a predicted model, not a curated record.
CCAGCCAGUCCCAUAUAACUUCAGGAGUUUACAACCGAAAGUCACUCAAACAUACAAAAAGGAUUUCUCUUCAGAGUUCACUUGGGAUUUUUUGAAUCGCACUAUUGUUUUAUGCAGAAGAUAUUCAGGAGGUAAUCAGUAUGUACUGAUCCGUGACUGUGUUCUAGAACUAGACAUGGGGCAUUCAUGUAUUAAUGUCCCACUGCACUAAAAACUAAGCAAAGUAAAAAGAGAUGCCAUGGCCAUCCAGCUAUGAUGUGACAGAUGAAGCUGAGGGUGCUGUGAAGGAGACAUACUGAAGAGAAAUUAUUGAAAAUACAAUGGGAUCAUGGACUGCAAUUCGCUGCCAAUGCUGUGUGAUGCCCACUAUCCAAACACUUGCUGUAAUGAGACUAAGAGAAAGCAUCAAACCCGAGACAAAGAAAUGGUUGAUCUCUGUCUUGGAGACUCCAGCAAACCCCGGGGGUGCACAAAUACUGGUUCACCCAGGUGAAGAUGAUGAAGAUGAUAUACUUCUUCUUUCUGCCACUGAAUGUUUACUGCUGCAGGCCACAGAGAGAUUAGGGCUGGCCAAAGCUGACCAUAAUAAGUCAAUAACUACAUUUUCCUAUAAGAACAAAAAUCAUUUUUUAAACUCUGAUAAAAUAAAUAUCUUCCUAACAUUAGCGGAGCAACAGUUCUUAUUGAAGUAUGAAGUGGAAAAUCUAAAAAUACUACAAGAGACCUGUCUCCCAGGAUACCCCAAAUAUCGACUGUAUCCUGGACAGCACAUUGUUCAUUUCCUGCAAAAGUGGGGGAUUAUUGUCAAAUUCUACCCCAUUCAUGAUAAAGAAAAAUUAAACAAUUUGCAGAAGAGGUGGUACAAAGAAAUAAGUCUGGCUCCACAACCAAUUGAAACUGUGCGUGCUUAUUUUGGAGAGCCCAUUGCAUUAUAUUUUAGCUUCCUAGGAUUCUUCACUCUUUCUCUCAUCGCUAUGGUGCUUCUUAGUUAUAUUCCAGCUUUCCUUCAAGACUCGUCAGACAAAUAUAUUAUUUUUGCCGUGUUUAAUGUUCUCUGGUCCACUGUCACCUUGGAACUGUGGAAGCGCCAUAGUGCUACAAAAGCUUACUUCUGGGGCACGUUAAACUUGAAGAGUUAUAUAAAACUUCCUCGAGCUGAGUUCUGGGGCACCCUGAUUAAGAGCCCCAUAACAGGAAGGCUGGAACCCCACUAUCCACACUGGAAGAGGAAAAUGAGGAUUUGCUUUGUGACAGUACCGUCCGUGUGCAUUUUUCUGGGACUUGCUGUUGAUGGGAUGAAUAUGUACCUUUACUGGGAAACAUGGAUUAAAAAAUGGUAUGAAACGAACCCCAGCAACAUGGCGGCAUUAGGACUAUACCUGCCUAGUAUUUGCUACACACUUUUCAUGGAAAUGUUAAAUUCUGCAUACAUGAGAGUGGCUACAGCUUUAACAGAGUAUGAAAAUCACAGGCUAGAGUCUUCGUUCCAAAAUCAUCUAACCAUAAAAGUACUUGUGUUCCGCUUCAUCAACUGUUUUGGACUCUUGUUUUAUAUAACCUUCUGUCUGCAAGAUCUUCAGCUCCUCAGAAAGCGUCUCUCUUCUCUUCUCAUCGUGUCUCAAGUAAUCAGCCAGUUUAAAGAAUCAUUGCUUCCAUACCUGAAACAGAGGCUUAAGCUUGAUCCUGUGUGGGUAAAAAAAGGCAAAGUAGACACAUAUCCCUUCAUUGAUGAAGUUGUUUCUGAAGGAGACAUGUUUUCUUACCCGGGUUUAUUUGAUGACUAUAUGGAGCUCCUGGUCCAGUUUGGCUAUGUCAGUCUCUUUUCCUCCGUUUAUCCUCUGACUGCUGCCCUGCUGAUUUUAAAUAAUAUCACUGAGAUCCGAACAGAUGCUUUUAAGUUAUGUCAGAUAUUCCAGAAACCUUUUUCAUAUCCAGAAGCAAACAUUGGAAUAUGGCAGACUGCAUUUGAGACCCUUGGAUUUCUGUCUGUCAUUACCAACUGUUUCCUUGUUGCUAUCUCACCAGAGAUACAGGCUGUUUGUAAGAAAUAUGAAGUGGGACCAGAGAAAAUAUUGCUCUACAUGCUUGCUGCUGAGCAUAUACUCAUCAUUCUCAAACUGUUUUUGGCAUUUGCAAUUCCUGAUAAGCCAGCUUGGUUGCAUCUGAAAGUCAUGCAGAUGGAGUAUCGUUCCCAGGAAGCAUUCAAAAAGAUGCCCAGACAAGACAUUUUCAAUUAGCUGAAAUGUUCCGGGGCAAACACAAAUUAAGAAAAAGUGUCAGCUAUCAACGUAAUUACCGACAUAGCCUGAGGACCUUAUGCACUGAAUGAAUAUGGUUAUGCCUUAUUUUGAACUCUCUUGUUGAAUACAAAGCAUCAACAUUGAGUAAGGGCCGCUAUCACUAUUUAUAUUUAAUGUGCCAAUAUAUUCCACAUCUUAUUAUAGCUUAUACAUCAUUCACAUCAGUCCCUGCCCCAGUGGAGCUUACAGUAUAGGGUCCCUGUCUGUUAGGAAUAUAGCUGUGUGCUGUGUAACAACUGUUUUAAUAAAAAAAAGUAUAUACCUCUGCAGAUAAGCACAAAUGAGGGCAGGCAGAAAACAAUCACUA